Molecule: messenger RNA, 225 nt
Organism: Fusarium venenatum
Lineage: Eukaryota; Fungi; Ascomycota; Sordariomycetes; Hypocreales; Nectriaceae
Source: RefSeq, a predicted model, not a curated record
AUGUGCGACUGGGAAGAGUUCCUCUUUGCUUGCAACCACUCAACUCUCCGCCUCAAAUCGUACUGCCACUUUGCCCGCAACGACCCUAACCAUCAAUGUUUUGGUGUCAAAGUGCUUCGCAAAUCCUGGAGGCAAUGUGUUCCCUGUGAGAACUGCGAAAUUGCUUGGCGAGCGACGGAAAUACAGGCUCAACACAACUGCCGGGAUGCCCAAUCUAUGCAAUAA